This is a messenger RNA of Sipha flava (yellow sugarcane aphid), 1386 nucleotides long. Its product is annotated as ninjurin-2-like. The record is from RefSeq and is a predicted model, not a curated record. The transcript is spliced from 4 exons. NCBI's taxonomy places the organism in Eukaryota, Metazoa, Arthropoda, Insecta, Hemiptera, Aphididae. Gene Ontology annotation, cellular component: membrane. Bases 420 to 1124 code for a protein of 234 amino acids. Gene Ontology annotation, biological process: cell adhesion; tissue regeneration.
AUAUUAUUUUCAGUAUAUAGCGAUUCUCCCAUCGGUUAAUGUUAUUAUUUUCGUUUUCGCUUACACACAUUUAUUUUUGACCGUUAUCGCGGACUACUUUUAUUCCGCGUGUCCUUGAUCGAUGGCCAGUAUGCCGGUGUAAUGUGUUAUCGUCCCGUUGUAAAACUACGUUCGACAAGUUCUUUCUUCGUUUUUUUCAUGCUUAAUCACCACAGUGGAAGAAAUUUCGUCCCGACGAAACAAAAAUAACCUUACCAAUAUCAACCACUUCCAUAGAACGUGUCGAAUAAAAAAAAAAAACAUACAAACGUUAAAACGGUGGAAACUCGUUCUUAUAAUAAACAUUAUAUAAUUUCUUAAACACUUGCAUACAGUUGCGACUUGUCAAUGUCAGCAAUCCCGUCAUUUUAUAAGCUAUAAUGUCGAGUAAACAGUCAAUCGAUAGGUAUCAAGCGAUCAAAUACAGUAACAUUGUCCAGCCCAAGUUGAUUCAUAUACCGGAACAAACUCAACAGUCAGACACGAAACUCACUGGGCCUAGACCACAUGAGAUAAAUAUGGAUGACAUGAAUGCACAAAGUUUGAAGACAAAUAAUCAUGCGAUUGGUUACAAUGAAAAAGAUUCUAGAAUUUCAUUCACAGAUAAUCAAGCCGACAAAGAAAUUCCAAAAAAUGACGACAAUUUUCAACCAAAUCAAGAUGUUGUGAUCGACCAGACGAUUGGGAUUAUGGAUGAAGACACCCCGAAAGCUUUUAAUCUGUAUAGAAAUAAAAAGCUAAUAUCUCACGGUAUGAUGGAUGUUGCACUGUUUUCGGCAAAUGCUAAUCAACUAAGAUAUGUCUUGGAAGCUAGUGAUGGUAGCGCCGUUUACAUAAUUUGUAUCAUACUUUUACUAACUAGCAUAUUUUUACAGAUAUUAGUAGGUGUAGCGCUUUUAUUGAGUGCUCGGUACAAUGUAACUAACUGUGAGCAACGAAUAAUGGCCUUUAAACUAGGAAACUACGUUAUAGUCGGUAUUUUCCUCAUAACUGUUGUCAAUAUUUUCAUAACAUCAUUUGGAGGACCAGCAGCAACUUCACCGACUAUAUUGGCCACUUCGGUUACAGAACAGCCAAUUUUAUGAGAUCAGCUAAAUAUCAAAACUGAUAUAAUCACAUGACUGCAAGAAGUAGUGGUUAUAAAAAUGACUUUAUUUUUAUGCACUCCAUUAUACACUAAUAUUUAGUACUUAAAAAAUACUUGGUAUUUUAAAUUAUAAGUGUGUUUACAUGUAAAUACAUUUUUAUUUAAUUAAAAUUAAAAACUAACUUUGAAAGAAUCUACAGUAGAAACUAAACGUAAAGAAAAUGUCGUAGAAAAACGCUUAGUAAACCAAAUAUAUUGCA